Molecule: messenger RNA, 1044 nt
Organism: Parascedosporium putredinis
Lineage: Eukaryota; Fungi; Ascomycota; Sordariomycetes; Microascales; Microascaceae
Source: the annotation of a GenBank genome assembly
AUGUCCGCCGUUGGUGCCGGUGGCGACGCGCUCCCACCCAACGAGAAUGUCGGGCCUCUCCUUCUUGGCGUGUCGGGCGUCCUGAUCCUCUUUGUUUGUGUCUCGAGCGCCCUCCGCCUGUGGGUGCGAGGCGCUCUGCGAACUCUCGGCCUGGACGAUGCCACCAUGGCUCUUGUCACCGUUAUCAGCAUCAUCCGGUAUGGCUUGCAAAUCGUCCAGGUGGUGAGCUACGGAAACGGCAAGCAUCGCCCAUACGUCAACGAAGAGGACUACCGUAUGAACAACCAACUCGGCUGGUGGGCGCAGAUCUGUCUCUUUUCCGGCAUCUGCCUGCUCAAGGUAUCCAUCAUGCUACUUAUUAUGCGAAUGAAGGACUCCAAGAAGCUCAAGAUCGUCCUGUACUCGGCAAUGGCUGGCCUCGUCAUCACCAACUUUGGCGUCAUUGUCAUCCUUCUCGCCGAGUGUAGCCCCGUCCGCAUUUAUGCCAUCUACUUUACCAUUGCUUAUUCUAUCUUGACCGAUUUCCUUUGCUCGCUCCUGCCUCUUGUCGUCAUCUGGAAGGUGCGCAUUCCUCUCAAGACCAAGAUCAUGGCCUGCAGCCUGAUGAGCUUGGGUCUAGUUGCUACUGGCUUCGGUAUCGCUCGUGCUGCCUCCCUCGGCCUCGUUACUACCGAUCUCACUUAUCUACCUUUACUUCUUCCGUGGUCAAACCACCCCCACGACAGCAAGUACGGCGACCGCAACAACUACGUCCGGUCCUCCUUUUCGCAGUCCAACCCUCGUUCGGGCCACAUCACCGACAAGCUCCGCUCCGGCGCCGGAGAAUCUGUCAUCGACCGCGCUGCGACGCUUAUCGAGUCCCGUCGCAAGGUGUCCAUGUCGCGUAGCGAUGGUAGCGAGUUGAGCUCGAGUCUGGCAUCCGCAAGAAGACGGAGUUUUGGAUCUCCGAGGGCGGUUACGAAAGCCAGGGCUCGGCAGGUCGCGCGCGAUAGAUGUGCAAUUGAUUAUUUCGGGCCUGCGCCGGUGCGCUUCAACAAGUCCUAA